Molecule: messenger RNA, 3987 nt
Organism: Branchiostoma floridae (Florida lancelet)
Lineage: Eukaryota; Metazoa; Chordata; Leptocardii; Amphioxiformes; Branchiostomatidae
Product: dnaJ homolog subfamily B member 1-like
Exons: 1
Coding region: 986-2047 (353 amino acids)
Cellular component (GO): endoplasmic reticulum
Molecular function (GO): protein-folding chaperone binding; misfolded protein binding
Source: RefSeq, a predicted model, not a curated record
AUUUCUGAAUAAUCAGUCUACUCCGAGAAACUUUCGAUAACGUCACAGUUGAACGAUGAACAUACUCAGAUAUGGAUGUUUCAUGUUUGCAAAGCUUAUUUCACAAAUAUGAUCCCUAUUAUCAUUUGCUGGUGAUGUUUCUUAAUGGUAAAGAAAUGUAUUUUUCUCUCUGGAAUUAUUUUCGGGCCAUUCUCUAUUUUUAUCCAUUUGUGAUACAGUAGAAGCCGUUUAACUGCACACCCCACUUGCUAGCGUACUAGGAUGCCGUGCAAUUAUCCGGCUGAUGCUAUAAUGCGAAGUUAUCCAGCUGGACCGCACCGGUUUGGGAUUUGGGGAUUCUGUGCAAUUAACAGAAGUGUGCGUUAAUCCCGUGUGCAAUUAACUGGCUUCUACUGUACUAAAAUCUAACGUAGAAAAAAACUGAAGUUCUCAUGAAAGAGUUUGCGAAAAUCAUGACAUCGUCACUUAAAUGUCUUAGCGUUACCCGUUUAACGUUUUUACAAGUACACUGGUAAAACAAAAGAUUGUCACGUGUUUUGUAGUGUAUUGACUGAACUGACUGUAGUGCUUUCUUUACCUAACACUUUCUUUCAUGCUGAAAAAAAGGAAACCUUUAAAAAAAGGAAAACAAAUUUCCUACACAACCAUGGCAAAAUAUACUCGGAGUUACCCGGAUGUCCAGACAUGCACUUGUAGUACUCCAGUGCGUCGUUUAUCGGUAUCCGUGGCGACAAUUAUGAAUAAAUAUAGAGGCCACUUUAGCAUCGAGAAACACCGGAACGGUACGGUCCACUCAGCCCAACGAUACAUCCACAACGACCAUCUUUCCAAUCAGCAUGUUUGAAAUACAAAUCGUUGCCGAACGGUACUAGUAGUAUGUUGCGAACGCUCUUAUGUUUGCUUUGUCUUUUGUAAAUCGCAAAUGUUUUGAACUGAUGAAUUCAGAGAGCCUACGAUCAUCAGAACUCGUCGGUGUAACAAUAGUAUGCGUCCGUAUUCGGUUUCUUGGCUUCUUCUCCUCUUGGCAGGGUAUAGUGCUUUCAGCACUGGAGUCUGUGUAACAGAUAAGAAAGAUUACUACGAGGUCUUGGAUGUUCUCAGCGACGCUAAAUCCGCAGAAAUCAAGCGAGCCUUCCGACGCCUGGCGGCCGAACACCACCCGGAUAAAAACAAGGAUCCGGCAGCGGAGACCCGGUUUCGUGAGAUCGUCGAAGCGUACGAAGUGCUUACAGACGAGCACCUACGGGCGGUGUACGACAAAGAUGGCUACAGUGGACUAGAGAAGUUCAAACGAGGUCAGGCUUCAUCUGACAGUCAACGAUUCAGAAAAGGCCAGUUUGACGUUCAAAUCGAAGAAAUUAUCGCCGAGCUCUUGAUGCUUUUUAAAUUCGCCAGACAAGCCAACAACGGACCACGGGGACCCAAAUCGCUGCCUUUCUUCAUUUUUAGUCCGAAAGAUGGCGGCUUCCCGUUUCGCUUUGUUGAGCCAUGGGAUCUACCUACUCAAAAGAAGGGAAGCAGAGAUAAAUACAAAAUGGGAGAGAAAUACCCUGAUAGAGAAAGAGCAAGAACCCAUUUUCGACAGAUGUACAGCGAGGAAGUAAACGGCGGACCGAAUCACGAAAAGAACAUCUUUUUCUAUCAGAAAAAGAUGAACGGAGAUGCGAGACGGAACAACGAGAAAAUUCGACAUUUUGCCGCUGAACCAAGAGCGUUUGGCAAAGAUCAUCAUAACGACCACGAGUCACCUUAUGACAGAGAAAAUCGCGCAAAGGAAAACCAACGAGAAAGGCACAAAACAGGGCGGACAUUUAGCAAAGAACACGGCGACGAUUUUCCUGGACGAGCAAGGAGCAUGCAAGAGAAUAUAAACUUCAACAAGAGGAGUUUUCACAUACACAAGGAUGGGCGGGAAAACGGAAGGAAAGGAACAGACAUACCGGACGUCAGGGGGUAUUUCCCCACCUCAAGACUUCCGACAAGACAGAUGAAAGACAGAAGAACUUUCAUACGCGACACGCUUAGCAAAGGUAAACAACGUGGAUAGUAGGUAAGGCCAUAGUAGGUAAAUUUUAAGGACAGCAUUCUCUGUAGACUACAAAAAUAAUGAGAUGGGGCAAAAAAACAAGAUUGCUAAAUUUUCGAAAUAGACACCAAAAAUGUUGUAACAAGAGUUGAAGUGACAAGUGGUAGCACUGACAACAAAAUUCCUGUAUUCAAAAAGUGAACUAGUGUAGUAGAAGUGACACUAGUGUGGCACAUUGGUAUUACUUACCAAGUUGGCAACUACUAGUAUAUUGUAACCGUCCUGUGAGAUCUUUUUGAGCAGGUUUGACUGUAGUUUAACCAGCAAUAUAGAGAUAGAUACUUAAUAGAGUAUGGAGAGGAAAAUUGGACAUCAAAAAUUCAUAUCCUUCUAUCUAGUACUCUCUCUCUAUAUAUGAUCUACAUGUAUAAAAUACUGUGCCUUGAGAACAAUUAUUUUAGAUCAUAAAAGUUUUGUGGAGAAACCUUUCAUGCUUUGCCAAGUUUCCAUUUAUUUCUUAUCUAUUGUAUUUCUUAUCUAGAUUAAAGAUUGGGUCCAUCAUCUUGUUCAGUCUUUAUUCAAAAACAAGCCACACGAAAGUCUUACCAUUUCAUUUCUCAAAACUGAGCACCAUGUAGUUCAUGCAUCAUGCAAUAACAUAUUGUUAGUUCAUCUCAGUUAUGGAUAACAUAAACAAUAGGCAUUCCUAUCAUCUAAACCUGGUCUUCUGGAGAAUGUCAGUCAUGCAAAAAGCAUUGCUAUAUAAAACAAUAUCUGGGGGAUGACAAUUACACCCCUGCCUUCUUUGUUCUUCUAUCACACCAAGCAGGCACACCUCUUAGCCUGGCACCUGUCCAUCUUCAGGUUGGCUCUAUCAAUAACAAACUUAAUAACCAACAGAUCAACCUUAAAAGGGACAAGUUCCAGGCUAUGCAUAUGUCUUUCCUCUCAUUACAAAACUAUCACAUCAGGUAUAAUCCAGUGAUAUAUACAUGUACAGCAAAAAUGUGUUUUUGGUCCUUUAACAACAUUGAGGAAAUUUGGGACAUUUCCUUGACCCUUUUACAAACUUAGAACAAAAUUUAAUGUUCCUUGACCUUUUUAUAAAAUUGGAAUAAAAUUUAAAUUCUAAUGUUCCUUGACCAUUUUACGAAAUUGGAAGAAAUGUUUCCUUGACAGUUUUACGAAAUUGGGAGAAAUGUUUCCUUGACCCUUUUACAAAUUUUCCUUGACACUUUUACAAAUUGGGACAAAUUUUCCUUGACACUUUUACAGAAGUCAAAACAGGGGAAAUGUUCCCAGUCCUUUAACAGACAGCUAUUUGCUGGUAACACCUUAAAAACCUUGUGGUGCAUCAUACUAGUAUAUGAUACUUGGUUAAGUCUUUCUGACUAAGGAGACCAAGCAAGAAACUGACUAGAAAGCAGCAACAGACAGAAGCGCCACCUACUGAUUUGAAAUGGAAUGUCAGGUUCAAAAGGUUGAGACAGAGCAGGCAGUGGUUUAAUUUGACUGCCAGCUACACUGUACAUUUAUAACUUGUCUCCCUCGAUCUGUAACAUUUCUCACAUUGAAGACAUGCCUCCAUACUCAUACAAGAUUACUGUAUAAAAAUACCUCUUACACAUUGCCAAUAUCAGCAAUUAGUUGUCAAUUCUUACACUUAUAACUGAAUUUACCAUUGUUAGAUCCAUUUCCUAUGGCCCUUGCUAAACAAUUACCUACAAUGUUGAGAAGCAAUAUUGAAAACUGACACUUACACAAUACUAUACACACCAAACAUCACCUGGUUUAAAUCACAAAAAAAUAAAACUUAAAGCACAAAAGUCACAAUUCUUCAAAUAUUGAAAGAGCAUUACAUAUUUACAAAAGAUUUUUUUUCAAAGAUGAGACUGUUACUUCCCCAUGUCACUCACCAAAGUUCCUGAGCAAAAAUAUUUGAUAAACCUUUCUUUGGAAAA